GUCGCGAAUGCGUGUCUGUCGGUGGAAGCAUAUGUGGCUGAGCUGCCGCCGUGGGCCGCUCUGACGCUGUACCAAUCGCACGUUGACCCCCAUCUCACUGGCGGCGCGGAGGUCGCCCCGUAUGUACGGUUGUCCUCGUUGACGCUCCUCGAGUCCGUCCAGCAUAUCUAUCUCCGACGCAUGCUGGGGCUCAACCCUAGAGCAGUGACAACACCGCUGUUCACGGAGACUGGCCUAUGGCCGAUACGGUACCGCCGCCUGGCAUUGGCGCUGCGGUUUGCCCUAUACAUAAUUUCCCAACGCCCUCCGGUUCCCCUAGCAGCCCUGGCCGAGGCUCGCGCUAUGGCAAUUGCAGGGGCUGAUUCAUGGCUGGGUGAUCUUCAUCAUGCUCUGCAGAGCCUACCGGUUCCGGUGGAGAUGGACAAACAUGCCGCUCUAACCGCUGACUACAUCUCCAACAUGCUAGAACGCCUCCGCAUCUCCCUGGUGGAGCAUCUACGACAGGAAAUCGCGUUCUCACAACGCCUCGUCAUGCUUGCCGCCCGCGCGUCGCGUGAGCCAGUACUAGAGCGCAGAGAUUACCUGUCAAUCACGAGGCGAGAGCACCGUGUGGCCCUCAUCCGUCCGCUCGCGUCCGACCACCCGUUGGCGGUCGAACAAAUGAGGCGCCGGACACCGCCAGUGCCUCGGGAGUGGAGAGUAUGUCGCUUCUGCGCGCGACGUGGGUCAAUUGAAGACGAGACGCAUACCCUGCUGCGUUGU
Molecule: messenger RNA, 762 nt
Organism: Rhodofomes roseus
Lineage: Eukaryota; Fungi; Basidiomycota; Agaricomycetes; Polyporales; Fomitopsidaceae
Exons: 1
Source: RefSeq, a predicted model, not a curated record